UGCGACAGCAGCAACAGUAGUAGUAGCAGCAGCAGCAGCGGCGGCGGCAGCGACAGCAGCAGCAGCAGCAACAGUAGCGACAGCAUCAGCAGCAUCAUCAGCAGCAGCAGCGACAGCAGCAGCAGCAACAGUAGCGACAGCAUCAGCAGCAUCAUCAGCAGCAGCAGCGACAGCAGCAGCAGCAACAGCAGCAGCAACAGUAACGACAGCAUCAGCAGCAUCAGCAGCAGCAGCGACAGCAGCAGCAGCAGCAGUAGCAGCAACAGCAGCAGCAACAGUAGCGACAGCAUCAGCAGCAGCAGCAGCCACAGCAGCAACAGCAGCAGCAUCAGCAGCAGCAUCAGCAGCAGCGACACCAGCAGCAGCGACACCAGCAGCAGCGACACCAGCAGCAGCAGCGACAGCAGCAGCAGCGACAGCAGCAGCAGCGACAGCAGCAGCAGCGACAGCAGCAGCAGCAACAGCAACAGCAGCGACAGCAGCAGCAGCAGCAACAGUAACGACAGCAUCAGCAACAGCAGCAGCAGCAACAGCGACAGCAGUAACAACAGCAGCAGCAACAGCAGUAGCGACAGCAUCAGUAACAGCAGCAGCAGCGACAGCAACAGCGACAGC
Molecule: messenger RNA, 615 nt
Organism: Sycon ciliatum
Lineage: Eukaryota; Metazoa; Porifera; Calcarea; Leucosolenida; Sycettidae
Exons: 1
Source: RefSeq, a predicted model, not a curated record